This is a messenger RNA of Dentiscutata heterogama, 209 nucleotides long. Lineage: Eukaryota; Fungi; Glomeromycota; Glomeromycetes; Diversisporales; Gigasporaceae. The record is from the annotation of a GenBank genome assembly.
AAAACAACCUCUACAAAAAAGAAAUCAUAAACAAAAUCAUCAACCAAAAAAUCCUAAACCUACAAGAAAAACCAAAAAUAAUGAUCCAGCAAACUCUCAAUCACAAAAAACCAAAAGCAACAUUUAUCAAAAUCAUCGAUCCUAUCAAAGAAGAAAUAAUUACAGACCCACAACUUAUUCACCAAACAAUAACAAAUCAUUACAAAAAU